CCAAGUCAGCUAGCCUGACCACCUGAUCCUGUUAGUCGCCUCUUACGACAAGCAUUGUCGCCUUUACGGCAAGAAUGGGUUGCUGAAGACCUAUUCUAACCCAGAUCUUCACAGGUCACCAAGAUUUAGAAAGCAGAUUGGCUGAUUAGAAUAUUCCCCUGUGGCAAAAACGUAUUGAGGUGUCCUCAGAUCUUCAUGCAGUGAGGUAUUGUAUGGGAGUAGAAGGUCUGAUUUUUAUGAGAUUGCGUGGCCUGGAGUCAGUCCAGGUCAGGACACAGCUGGUGCUUCGUAUGGAGUGAGACUUGGCCACAAUGUAAGUAGGGCGAUCACUUACUGCUUUGCUGAUGUAUCAGAACAUUUUCGUAACUGACAAAGUGUUUGAACCUGCCAAUUUGCCUGAGCCGCGUGCCCUUCGAUACAGAGAGUUUGUGAUGCUGCAUGGGUUUGAACUUGUUGAGAUAAAUGUAGAUGUUCGAGUAAAUACAACAGUUGAACCCUGUGGUAUCCAACCUGGAUGUGUCAAACCCUGUUGUCUCCAACCUGGAUGUGUCAAAGCCUGUUGUCUCCAACCUGGAUGUGUCUAACCCUGUGGUAUCCAACCUGGAUGUGUCAAACCCUGUUGUAUCCAACCUGGAUGUGUCUAACCCUGUGGUAUCCAACCUGGAUGUGUCAAACCCUGUUGUAUCCAACCUGGAUGUGUCUAACCCUGUGGUAUCCAACCUGGAUGUGUCUAACCCUGUUGUCUCCAACCUGGAUGUGUCUAACCCUGUUGUCUCCAACCUGGAUGUGUCAAACCCUGUUGUCUCCAACCUGGAUGUGUCAAACCCUUGGUCUCCAACCUGGAUGUGUCAAACCCACGGUCUUCAACUUGGAUGUGUCAAACCCAUGGUCUCCAACCGUGAUGUGUCAAACCCACGGUCUCCAACUUGGAUGUGUCAAACCCUGUUGUCUCCAACCUGGAUGUGUCAAACCCUUGGUCUCCAACCUGGAUGUGUCAAACCAUUGGUCUUCAACUUGGAUGUGUCAAACCCAUGGUCUCCAACUUGGAUGUGUCAAACCCUUGGUCUCCAACUUGGAUGUGUCAAACCCUUGGUCUCCAACCUGGAUGUGUCAAACCCACGAUCUCCAACUUGGAUGUGUCAAACCCUGUUGUCUCCAACCUGGAUGUGUCAAACCCUUGGUCUCCAACCUGGAUGUGUCAAACCCUUGGUCUCCAACUUGGAUGUGUCAAACCCAUGGUCUCCAACUUGGAUGUGUCAAACCCUGUUGUCUCCAACCUGGAUGUGUCAAACCCUUGGUCUCCAACCUGGAUGUGUCAAACCCACGGUCUCCAACUUGGAUGUGUCAAACCCUUGGUCUCCAACAUGGAUGUGUCAAACCCUGUUGUCUAGAAAAAGUAUGUGUAGACUCCCUGGUUGUGCCAAACUCACAGUCUGGUCCUGGCAAACUGUAUUUCUGCCCAGAGAGUGGAAGGUCGGUUGUUUCAUCCUCAGCUGCAUCGUACCAAAAGAUGUUAAAAGAUGACACAACAAGUUUCAUGCAUGUCUCUGUAUCAGUGCAAUAAUCUCGAACACGACGUUAAAUCCCAUUUCAACCCCAUCACCUCUUACUAUAUGUAUCACUAAUUUAACCAGGAUGUCUCAAGAGCUGGAAUAAGUUAUAAGUCUCACUAAGUUAAAACUUACCCUGCUUAGCAUAAGUCAAACUUAUUUUGACUAUAAUGGUCGGAACAUGAAAUGGCAUGAACCAUCAGAAACAGAGUACUGUUGAUUAAAAUAAGUGAGUUAAUAUGUAUUCAGUUGAAGUUAAUCUGUAACUGAUUAAUCAUGUUACUGUAUUCGACGUAAUAAGCGCCCCGCUCUAUUAAGCGCCCACUGCGAUAUUUGCUAAUAUAUUGGCUAAUGAACAAUCCCAAUUAGCACCCUUUCCGAUUGAUCAAUGUACAAAUGACUUACUUAUUCGCAUACAAUACGCACUCGUUUGUUAUAUGCACCUAUUAUUAUGGGCAAUUAAAUUCUGGAAUAAUAUAUGUCUAUAUAAACAUUUCAGGCUGUCAGCAUAAACCACGGAAUUUACCUUUCAACUCUGUUUUUUUUCACCAAAAUACUAUCCUAAUAAGAGCCCCCUAUUUCUAAUUUUGAGAGCGCCCUGGGCGCUUAUUACGUCGAAUACGGUAAUAGCAACAUGACAAGAUAAUCAAGGGUGACACAAGUGUUAAAGUAUUAGAAUACUGAAAUGGUAUUUUCCACUUUCCUAUUAACAUGAUUAAUUGGAAAAAAAUGUUUUCAUAGUAUAGAAACUGUACUAAAGACUGUAAGCUGCUGGAUUUUCCAUAUAGCUUUAUUCAUUAUACACUAUUCACAAAGAUGAACCUAGUUGAUAAUGAUACAUAUUUGAUACGUAUUUGUACCUUCUGUAAAUGCUGUAGAGAAGAUUUAUCACAUAUUUAUUAUGAAUGUGAACACGUCAAGGACUUCUGGUCACAGGUUGAAAUAUUUAUCAACUGUAACUUAAAUAUUAAACUUGAAUUCACAAAA
Haliotis rufescens (red abalone) is the source of this 2537-nucleotide messenger RNA. RefSeq names its product keratin-associated protein 9-1-like. The transcript is spliced from 2 exons. NCBI's taxonomy places the organism in Eukaryota, Metazoa, Mollusca, Gastropoda, Lepetellida, Haliotidae. Bases 515 to 1564 code for a protein of 349 amino acids. The record is from RefSeq and is a predicted model, not a curated record.